Molecule: messenger RNA, 456 nt
Organism: Seminavis robusta
Lineage: Eukaryota; Bacillariophyta; Bacillariophyceae; Naviculales; Naviculaceae
Source: the annotation of a GenBank genome assembly
AUGCAUUGCUCAACACCGAAGCAUGGGCCAAUCCAGCCCACCCAGGACAGGCACCAGUCCAUGGCGCAGCACCAACAGCGGCUCAAAUUGCAGAAACUAACAAGCUCUUUGCAGCAAACGAAAAACACUUUUCUCAUCUUCAGAGGAACCGAAACAGCGCUCAAGAAGCAGUUGCUGGAAACGGUAUCUGACACCUUCACCAAAACACUCAAACACAAGAUGUACGGCUAUGCACAAGUCACCGCCCGUGAAAUCCUCGCUCACUUAGAUGCAGCAUACGGCACAGUGGACGCCGAUGACAUCAAGGACAACGAAAAACGCAUGAACGCUACCUGGAAUCCUUCCCAACCAAUCAAAGACCUCUACAAUCAAGUCAAGGACGCCCAGAAGUUUGCCGCCGACCAUGAUGAUAUCUCCGAAAAAAAAGAGCAGUCAGCGCCAUCAUCGAGAACUUAA